Vicia faba (fava bean) is the source of this 699-nucleotide messenger RNA. The record is from the annotation of a GenBank genome assembly. NCBI's taxonomy places the organism in Eukaryota, Viridiplantae, Streptophyta, Magnoliopsida, Fabales, Fabaceae.
AUGCUUUCAGGGGACAUACCUCCAAAUCAAACCAUUUACGUUAAGAAUCUCAAUGAAAAGGUCAAGAAAGAUGAGUUGAAGAGAUCUCUGUACUGCUUAUUCUCUCAAUAUGGAAGGAUUUUGGAUAUUAUUGCUCUAAAGACACCUAAGCUUCGAGGACAGGCAUGGGUUUGUUUUAGUGAAGUAACUGCUGCCAGUAACGCAGUGCGACAGAUGCAAAAUUUCCCAUUUUAUGAAAAACCCAUGAGAAUUCAAUAUGCAAAAACAAAGUCAGAUUGUAUUGCUAAAGAAGAGGGAAGUUUUGUUCCAAGGGAAAAGAAAAAGAAACAAGAGGAGAAAGCUGAGAAAAAGAGGUACACUGAGGAACCAAAACCAUCUUCUGUGCCAAAUGGAACACACGGUGCAAGUAAUGGUGGUCCAACACCCUCAUUCCGUCCAGGGUCUAAUUCCCAAGAAGCAGCUGCUCCUAACAAUAUUUUGUUCAUAGAGAACUUACCUUACGAAACUACCGGUAGAAUGCUUGAAAUGCUCUUCGAACAAUACCCCGGGUUUAAAGAAGUGCGCUUGAUUGAUGCAAAGCCAGGUAUCGCAUUUGUAGAUUUUGAAGAUGACAUACAAUCAUCCAUGGCAAUGCAGGCUCUUCAAGGCUUCAAAAUCACACCUCAAAAUCCCAUGGUUAUAAACUUUGCUAAGAAGUAA